AUGAUGGAAAACAAGGAGAAAGAAAAAGUGGCAGAGGUCGAGGAUUUUUCCACUGGGGAUUCCUUCGAUGUGCAGUAUAUUGGCAGUAGUCGAGGCCGACGAAAGUUCAGUUCCUUGCAACUGAUUGGCUCGGCGUACACGGUCACCAAUUCCUGGCUGGGAGUAGCUGGCGCCUUCACAACAGGAGUCACAGCUGCAGGGUCGGCUAGUAUAAUCUACGGUCUACUGCUGAUGUUCAUGGUCAACUUGUUCGUUGGCAUUGCCCUUAGCGAGUUGAUCAGUGCGAUGCCACAUUCUGGCGGUCAAUACUAUUGGGUAAUGCGAUUAGCUCCGAAGCGAUACAAACGGGGUUUGUCUUACAUGACUGGAAUUUUCAAUCUCUUUGCCGCCUACUGUGUCACUGCAAGCUCUUCGAUCACCGUGAGUUCCUUGAUUGUUGGUAGUGCGAAGCUCGCAUACCCCGACCUUGCGGUGAAUGCAUGGCAAAUCUAUUUAGGAGCAGUCGGGUUGAAUAUAAUAGGGGCUAUUAUCAACCUCUGGCAGCAGGUUGUCUCGCGUAGCGUUUCAAUCGGCCUGUGGAUGAGCUUGCUUGCUUGCAUAUCUAUCACGAUUGCAUUGCCUACAGCUUCGCAGGAUCAUACUGGGCUGAAGUUUAUCUUUGCCUCGCUACAGAACAAUAGUGGCUGGUCGUCUAAUGCGAUGGCAUUCAUAGUUGGCUUGAUCAACCCCAACUUUGCCUUUGCUGCUCUUGACAGCGCUACUCACUUGGCUGAAGAGACUCCUGAUCCAGCACGGAACGUCCCAAAGGCGAUUAUAUUUACAGUGGUGAUCGGAUUUAUUACCAGUUUUCCUUUCACUUGCAUGUUGAUGUACACUCUCACGGAUCUUACCGCUGUCAUUAAUACACCAACCGGAGUGCCACUUGUAGAGCUUUUCCGCAUUGCCUUUCGAAGCGACUCCGCUGCUCUCGUGGCUAUUUCUAUCGUCACAGUGACCUAUUUCUUCUCACUGCCCCCCCAGCAAGCUUAUCAAGCUCGGCUUUGUUGGGCAUUCUCUCGUGACCGUGGACUUCCUUUCUCACGCCUCUGGUCACAAAUUCACCCCACUUCACAUGUACCACUCUAUGCGCAUCUGCUUUGUGUCUGUAUUGUGUGUCUACUUGGCCUGCUAUAUACUGUCUCUACAACCGCGUUUAACAGUCUCAUUACUGGUGUCAUCACAUUCCCUUACCUGACCUAUCUGGCACCUUGCAUCUUUUCCCUUCUACGCGGUGAUGAGCAACCGAGGGGACCGUUCAAUGUUGGGUGGCUUGGAAAUUUAUCUAAGAUAAUCACCGUGGCCUGCUGCCUGUUCGCGAUAAUCAUGUACUCGUUCCCGUAUCAGAUGCCGGUGUCUGUGUCCAAUAUGAACUAUAUCACAGUAAUCUACGGAGUCGCGCUCAUAUAUGGAACAGUGGAUUGGCUGUUUCGCGCUCGUUUCGAAUUUGCCUUUGAUGCCGGUGGUGUCGAUCAUACUCAGUGA
Molecule: messenger RNA, 1521 nt
Organism: Penicillium robsamsonii
Lineage: Eukaryota; Fungi; Ascomycota; Eurotiomycetes; Eurotiales; Aspergillaceae
Product: Amino acid/polyamine transporter I
Exons: 5
Coding region: 1-1521 (506 amino acids)
Biological process (GO): transmembrane transport
Cellular component (GO): membrane
Molecular function (GO): transmembrane transporter activity
Source: RefSeq, a predicted model, not a curated record